This is a messenger RNA of Piliocolobus tephrosceles (Ugandan red Colobus), 1053 nucleotides long. It is a transcript of the gene OVCA2, whose product is annotated as OVCA2 serine hydrolase domain containing. Gene Ontology annotation, cellular component: cytoplasm; nucleus. Gene Ontology annotation, molecular function: hydrolase activity. Gene Ontology annotation, biological process: response to retinoic acid. The transcript is spliced from 2 exons. NCBI's taxonomy places the organism in Eukaryota, Metazoa, Chordata, Mammalia, Primates, Cercopithecidae. Bases 59 to 742 code for a protein of 227 amino acids. The record is from RefSeq and is a predicted model, not a curated record.
CUACUUCCGGUCGGGGAAAGACCGCUUCCGGUGCUUCCCUCGCUCCUUGCCGGUCAUAAUGGCCGCGCAGCGACCCCUGCGGGUCCUGUGCCUGGCGGGCUUUCGGCAGAGCGAGCGGGGCUUCCGCGAGAAGACCGGGGCACUAAGGAAGGCGCUGCGGGCCCGCGCCGAGCUCGUGUGCCUCAGCGGCCCGCACUUGGUCCCCGACGCCCCGGGCCCCGAGGGCGCCAGAUCAGACUUCGGGUCCUGCCCUCCAGAGGAGCAGCCUCGAGGCUGGUGGUUUUCAGAGCAGGAGGCGGACGUUUUCUCCGCAUUGGAAGAGCCCGCCGUAUGCAGGGGCCUGGAGGAAUCCCUGGGGAUGGUGGCACAGGCACUCAACAGGCUGGGGCCUUUUGAUGGCCUUCUUGGUUUCAGCCAAGGGGCUGCGCUAGCAGCCUUUGUAUGUGCCCUGGGCCAGGCAGACGAUCCCCGCUUCCCCCUGCCACGGUUUAUCAUCUUGGUCUCUGGUUUCUGUCCCCGGGGCCUUGGGUUCAAGGAAUCCAUCCUGCAAAGGCCCUUGUCACUGCCUUCACUCCAUGUUUUCGGGGACACUGACAAAGUCAUCCCCUCUCAGGAGAGUAUGCAAUUGGCCAGCCAACUCCCCGGAGCCAUUACCCUCACCCACCCUGGUGGCCACUUCAUUCCAGCAGCUGCAUCCCAGCGUCAGGCCUACCUCAAGUUCUUGGACCAGUUUGCAGAGUAAAAGAUCAAGAAAUGUCUCUGCUCCUACAUCCAGCCCCUCUUGGGGUAGCCUCCGUCAUCUGUGCCCUCCCAGGGCCCUCCACUGCUGUGAGUGCGCCUCACCAGGACCAGUUAAGAGACAACUAUCAAUUCUUGAGACCCAAAUUAUAUGGGCCCUGCCUUGAAGAAAAGGGGAGCACAACGCCUUAAUGGACAUUGACUUGUGAACCUCAAACAUGAAAAUGAUUGGAGAGCCCUGGCUUAGGAGGGUGACAUGGGGAAGACAGAGGCUGGCACCAUGGUGACUGCCACAUAAUAAAGUGGUGAUACGGA